Symbiodinium sp. CCMP2592 is the source of this 540-nucleotide messenger RNA. The record is from the annotation of a GenBank genome assembly. Lineage: Eukaryota; Dinophyceae; Suessiales; Symbiodiniaceae.
AUGGCUUUGUGUGCCCAUGCCGGAACCUCCACAAGCAUUCCGGGCUGCGUCAUCUUUGAUGAGGGCCAGGCCAUCAUACCUGCACCGAAGUUGGAAAGUCGAUGGCCCACAGAGCAGUACGAGAAGGAGCCAGUUGACGAUGAGAACGUUGACAUUGACUGGAUGGCCCAUCUUACAAGGAGGGAGCGGGUGCAGAUGAAGGCAUUGAAUCAGAUAAGCUCUUGGCUGCAUUUCUACAACUUUCGGGACAUGGAUGUGAACGAGAAGCAGGUGCCCAGUUCCAGUGGCUGUUUUCUCUUCAGGAGGCCAGAGUGCAUGUGCCCUCUGCAUGUCGCGGCCAAGCUUGGCCACGAGAAGAUCGUGAAGUCUCUCCUCAUGGCGCGAGCAGAUCCCAAGCGGAAGACAUCCCGGGGCCGCACGGCGCUUGAGAUCGCGAGGAAAGCAGAUGUCGAUGGCUCCCAUCGCGAGACGGUGGAGGCCCUGGCGAUCGCCGAGGGGGCUGUUUCCCUCCGGCGAGCCAUGCAGAUCAUGGGUAAUUGA